This is a messenger RNA of Procambarus clarkii (red swamp crayfish), 1517 nucleotides long. The record is from RefSeq and is a predicted model, not a curated record. Lineage: Eukaryota; Metazoa; Arthropoda; Malacostraca; Decapoda; Cambaridae.
GCUCAGGAUGCGGGCUGUGAUGCUGGUGGUGUGCGCAGUGCUGGUCCUGCUGCCGGAGAGUGAAGGCACCCUCGGCCUCGCCGCUCUUAAGGUUCUUAAGUACAAGGGGUUGGCCAAGCUGAAACAAAGCGUCUUGGGGUCGAAGAACUCCGAAGGUCUGCCUGGUCUAGGCUCUCCACUCCGAGACUUGGCUGAUUCUGGCUACAACUACCGGCCCAGCUACGGCCCUUCCCAUUACACCGGCGGCGGACCCUCUGCCUUCUACAUCGUCCCGGCUAGCUCCUUCAGUGACCACUACAGGAGAGGCAAGCGUGACGCAAAGAGUGUUGGGCCGGUCCCCGGCAUCCUGGAGGUGGCGAGCGGGUCCCUCCUGCAGGAAGAGGAGGAGCAGUUCAGGGUGUUGAGAGAGGAGGACGCUGACGGCUGUGUUCUUCGGCUGGUGUGUGAGCUGGCCGCCGCCCCCGCCCACACCCUCACUCACGACGAGCAGCUCAUAAUGGCAGUGUUCAGCUCCUCUACUGACGCCCCAGCCAACACGGACCUGAGCAACUCCAGAAGAGCAUACGACGAGGCCGCCAGGCUGGGAAGGAGGUCCACCAACCCGAGCCAAAGCUGCGCCGCCGUGUACAGCACCUGUCCUGUCUCUGCCAAGCAGCUGAUGAAGGUGUUCUCCACAGCGGAGCUGACCCAGCAGGCCCAGCUGCACCCUUAGGUCGCACUUAACUUCAAGAUGACUCUCAAGUCCCAAACUUAUUUGUCCAAGAUCUUACAUCUAGGGAACAUGAAAAACUAAGAGUGGUUAUUAAGAAAUUUGCUAGGAGACUUUACUACUCAGGAUAACCUAGCUAUUAUAUAAAAAGUCCUGUAUUUAAGUAUUUCCACUAGUAUAUUAUGUCACAUUUAAUUUAAUAUUUUAAGAAAUUAUUUUAUUAUUAUUUUAACUAAUCAAUCAGCUGCUGGCAAGAAUAGAGCGAGUUAUCUUGAGAGCCGUAGACAACAUUAACAAUAGAAGUGAGUGAAGGGAUCACAUGGUACUGUAGAGUACAUGUAGUCAGUGGCAUGACUGUAGAGUGUAUAGGCUGUCCACGUUGUAGCUACGAACAUUUCAGCCCAGAUCAAUAUUCUUUUAACUUUUGUUAACCGGGCUAAAGUAGUGCUUAAUGAUGGGACUCGAUCAAUACUUGUUAAGUUUAGUGACUAGUAGUGCCUAGUGUUAUGACUGUAACAACACUAAGGAAGUAUGGUAACUAGCUGUAGCUAGUGUUGAUACAGUAUAUAACAAUAUUGGGAGCAUGGUGACUAGUAGUGCCUAGUGUUAAACAGUGUGUGACUGCAGUGUGAAAUUAUGAUGACUGAACAUUUGGUCACGUAAUUUUACAUCACGUAAUGAUGUAAAAUUGAUGACGUCCCUAAUGAUAAUCAGACUGGACUGUUGGUUAAUUUGUAAGUCCUAUAUCAAUUUAGACUAAUUUGUGGAUGAAAUACCUCACUGAAAUGUAGUUUACCUAUUAAAAAUA